Messenger RNA from Cygnus olor (mute swan), 1976 nucleotides. Its product is annotated as GRAM domain-containing protein 2B-like. Bases 126 to 1220 code for a protein of 364 amino acids. NCBI's taxonomy places the organism in Eukaryota, Metazoa, Chordata, Aves, Anseriformes, Anatidae. The record is from RefSeq and is a predicted model, not a curated record. The transcript has 10 exons.
AAGGAGCAAGGAGCGUGCGUGGGAGCCGGGCGAGCGCGGGGCUGCGGCGCAGCGGGACGGGACGGGACGGGACGGGACGGGAGGGCUCAGCUCUCCCCGCCACCAGCGUGCCGCACUCCUCCUUCAUGUCGGGGAAGCUGAAGAAGAGCAGGAAGGCGGUGCUGGGGGAGAAGCGGUGGCAGAGCCUGGAAGAGAGGGGCAGCGCGGGCACCCAGCCGGGGUCGCACCCCGCACUCACCAGGUCCAAAACCUACGACCCCUCCUGUAAGGAGACGGAGGAGGCUGAGGUGGCUGGAGGCCAGCACGGAUCCCUGUCCUCCUCGCUGAACAAGCGCAGCUCCAGCUUCCGCAAAGCCUUCGAGGAGAUCGCUGGGCGGGAAGCGCUGCUGGCCUGCUUCUCCUGCGCCUGGCAGCGAGAGGUGCCCUACCAUGGCCGCCUCUACGUCUCCUCCGGCCACGUCUGCUUCCACGCCAGCCUGCUGCUCAAGGACAUCAAGGCGGUCGUCCCCGUCACGUCCAUCUGCGCCCUCAAGAAGACCAACACGGCGCUGCUGGUGCCCAACGCGCUCAGCAUCCGCACGGCUGAGGGGGACAAGUUCCUCUUCGUGUCGCUGCGCCAGCGGGAGGCCACGUUCCAGCUCCUGAAGUCGCUCUGCAAACACCUGCAGGACAACGGCUGGAGCCCCCUGGCCUCUCCCCUCAACGGCAGCGCCGCGCAAAUCCUUAAGAAGCCUCUGACCUCAAGCCAGUCGGACCUGGAGGAGAGCGCUGCGGAGCCCAACAGCCUCCUGGAGCCGCCGGGUGAGCGGCUGCCCCCACACCCCGCCAGGCCCUCGCAGCCCCCCUCAGGCACCCAAACAGCCUCUUCUGGGACACCGGGGAGCGCAGGGGCCUCUCGGGGACCCCAGGGCCACCACCCGCACCCCGGGCACUCAAUGAACAUCCCCUGGUUGGGUGCAGAGGAGGCGAGCCAAGACAAGGAGGAGGCAGCGGCGACAGCAGAGGAUGCACCGGCUGUAGGCAGAGGGGAUCCCAGCCCAGCGCCCCGCGCCCGGACUGCUGCACCACUGAGCCCCUUCAGCACCAUCAUCCUCAUCUACCUGCUGCUGAUGGUGUCCCUGCUGCUGACCUCGGGGUACAUCGGGCUGCGCAUCCUGCAGCUGGAGCAGCAGCUGGCGGACGCAGGGGCUUGGCCAGACCUGGACCUGUUGCACCAGUGAGGGGGGGCAGCAGCCCCUCCAUCCCUGGCACAACGGGAACCCCCUCACCCUGCCUCCCCCAGGAGGGGCAAGAAGACGUGAGGCCAGCAGGGACCUGGUCGUCAGCAGCAGGGGUUGGGGGGCUCCAAGCCCGGGUGCCUUCCAGCCCCCAGAGGAGCCCCCGCAGGCCGUGGGGCUCCAUCUCGCUGCCCCCCCCACCCGCCCUGAGCUCCCUGCGUGGGCACAGGGGCACCGGCCUGGUGGGCAGAGGGGACCCGGGGGUGUGGCUGGAGUCAGCUCCCCGCAUGGGACAGCCACCCCAGGGGGGUGCCGACACUGGGGGGCCCAUUGCAGGGCAGGUGGGGACAACGGGACCAAACUAUUUAAUUAAUAAAGAGGUGAGGGGGUGCUGCCUGCGCUGCGGGGGCCCCACCUCACCCCACCCCGUGACAAUGCUGCCUUAUUCCUUGGGAUGGGCCCAGGGACGCUGCGAGGCUCUCCCCUAACCCCAGAGACGUUUUGGGGUGGGGUACAGGCAGCAUCCAGUGUUGAGCCACAGGCCUGGCCCCGACGACCCCCGCUCAGCACCCCCCAUCCCCACAAAGAACCGGGACAGCCCCAGGCGUUGUGCCCUUUACUGGCGGGUGGAGGGCUGGUGCUGGAGGAGGCUCCAGGUGCGGACAUCGCGGGCAGUGCAGGGGGGGCGGCAGCAGGACAGCAGGGGGACGUACCCCGGGCUGCCCCCCAGCGCCCUGGGGCUCUGGCUGCGGGUGGCAA